UAUCUACCCUAAAUAAAUGACACUAAUAAAUUUUUUAGUAAAAAAAUAAAAUAAAAUAAAUCUUUCAUUCGUAUGGCUGCUGCGUCGUCAGUUUCGUCUCCCACGUUUUGCCUCGCCGGCCGAGUCGCUAUAGUCACGGGAUCUUCUCGAGGUAUAGGCCGUGCUAUAGCUAUCCACCUUGCCGAGCUUGGAGCUAGGAUCGUUGUUAAUUACUCCACUAACUCCGUCGAGGCCGACAAAGUCGCGGCGGCGAUUACAUCCAGCUGUUCGAAGAACGACGAUUCAGAAGACGUCGCCGGUAAAAUUCCACGUGUCAUUGUGGUGAAGGCUGAUAUCUCGGAGCCGAGCCAGGUGAAGUCACUUUUCGAUGAGGCAGAGCGUGUCUUCGAGUCGCCGGUUCAUAUCUUGGUUAACUCAGCUGCUAUAGCCGAUCCUAAUCAUUCCUCUCUCUCAGACACAUCAGUUGAACUUUUUGAUCGCAUCAUUAGUGUGAACACAAGAGGUGCGUUUCUUUGCGCUAGAGAAGCUGCGAACAGGCUAAAACGUGGAGGCGGUGGCCGGAUCAUCCUCCUCUCAACUACACUGGUCCAAUCCUUACAUCCACACUAUGGCUCAUACACGGCUUCAAAGGCAGCAGUAGAAGCCAUGGCCAAGAUUCUUGCCAAAGAGCUCAAAGGAACACAUAUUACAGUGAACUGUGUUUCUCCUGGAGCCGUUGCCACGGAUAUGUUUUUUACAGGAGUGAGCGAUGAGAUUGUAGAGAAAGUAAAGUCACUCAACUUAUUUGGUAGGCUUGGUGAGACCAAAGACAUCGCACCUGUUGUUGGGUUCUUAGCCAGUGACGCUGCUGAAUGGAUCAACGGUCAAGUCAUCAUUGCUAAUGGUGGAUGUCUCUAGUAAAUAGACAGAGAGGUUAGUCUUCUUUUACAAUCAAAGCUUUUAAAUUUCAAACGGUGUAAAUUUGAUACAAUGGAAACAAACAUAUCAAAUAAUCUAUGAACCAAAUGAUUGAUAUUAA
Camelina sativa (false flax) is the source of this 1018-nucleotide messenger RNA. Its product is annotated as NADPH-dependent aldehyde reductase 2, chloroplastic. The record is from RefSeq and is a predicted model, not a curated record. NCBI's taxonomy places the organism in Eukaryota, Viridiplantae, Streptophyta, Magnoliopsida, Brassicales, Brassicaceae.